AUGGCUCCAAAUUUGCCCGUUGGAGGAUCGAGUCUUCGAGCAUCAUGCGAGGCUUGCCGAGUAAAGAAGAUCAAAUGCACAGGAGAACGUCCGAUCUGCUCCAAAUGCAGGACCUCCGACCGGGAAUGCUAUUACUCUCCCCACAAGCCCAUGGGUAGGCCAACAUCACGUCGUGUCCGUCCUCAAUCGUCCCAACCAAUCCGUCGGGAACGGAUACUACCUCGGCGGAAUGCUUCGACCAGGUUGCUCUCUCCCGUUCAUACAGAUGCUGCAUCGGACUCUGGCAGCAGCAAUACACGAGAAAUUGACGCUCUUCUCGGGUCAACAAGCCCGCGAAUCAGCUCCCCUCUCAACCCGGAGACUUUUGUAAUCCACCCAGAUCUCAUUGACUUGGAAAACAAUCAAGGGUAUGAUUUUAGCAUCGUAUCAACCACAACCUACUACAACUAUACGUUCGCUGACGAUUUGUUUGAUGAGUCCAGGCCCAGUCAAGAUCUCGUAUCUGAAGGUCUUGCAGCUUUCCCUCCCCUUGCCUCAGACAAUCAGCAAACGACGGAUAAUUGCGCCUGUCUUUCAGUACUGUACCUGUUGCUCGAGCACCUUCGGGUAAAAGAACAUCUUGUCGCACCAGAGGACUUCGCCCUACUCCGGAAUACCUUCGAGCCGGCUUUACAAGUUCUAAAUUGUCAAAGAUGCCCGCGCCGGUACUUCUCCAUCAUCCAGAACGCCGCCCUACUUGGCGUUCUAUGUCUUUGUCUUAUAGAGUCGUACAAGAGAAUGCUUGCAUCGAUCUCGACAGAAGAGACUAGAGCGACGGAGGCCGGAGAGAAGAAGCGCCUUGGAAUCCACGGCGCAUUACCGGGCUCAUCGGCCUAUGGAGAAUCGUCGUCUACAAGUGCGCCAAGCCUGUUCUCGGUAGAGAUAUCACCAUCAGAAUGGGGCAAAAUAAUGCGAAACAUCGUGAGCGUCAACGGCGAUGGCAUCACACGCCGCCUGCACCUGACUGCCCACCUUGCUAUCAGUCGUUCUAACAUUUGGAGUUAUAGACACUUCGGCAUCUGGAGCAAUGUCGGCUUCGGCGCACGCUAA
Molecule: messenger RNA, 1089 nt
Organism: Colletotrichum lupini
Lineage: Eukaryota; Fungi; Ascomycota; Sordariomycetes; Glomerellales; Glomerellaceae
Exons: 4
Coding region: 1-1089 (362 amino acids)
Biological process (GO): regulation of DNA-templated transcription
Cellular component (GO): nucleus
Molecular function (GO): DNA-binding transcription factor activity, RNA polymerase II-specific; zinc ion binding
Source: RefSeq, a predicted model, not a curated record